Menidia menidia (Atlantic silverside) is the source of this 3690-nucleotide messenger RNA. The record is from the annotation of a GenBank genome assembly. Lineage: Eukaryota; Metazoa; Chordata; Actinopteri; Atheriniformes; Atherinopsidae.
UUUACUUCCGAGUCAUUUCCAAAAGAACGCUGGAGACGCAUUUAACCGGUAAAACGCGAACUGUUCCACCGGUAUCUUUGGAAACCCAUCAUUUCGUCGUUUUCAAGACUAAUAUGUGAGGUGUCUGCGGUGUUUUAAGCUUCCUCCUUUCCUUGCUGGGAUGGAUCUCGGCAAGGCAAAGCUGCUUAGGACGGGACUCAACACUCUACACCAAGCCAUCCACCCCGUGCAUGGGAUCGCGUGGACAGACGGAAAACAGGUCUGCCUGACCUCUCUCUACUUUGUGAAUGGCGAAGUGAAGUUUGGGGACACCAACGUCAUCGGUCAGUUCGAGCACGUCUUUGGGCUGUCCUGGGGCCCGCUGUGCUGCCCCGACUCUCCUGCCCUGUUGGCCGUCCAGCACAAAAAGCAUAUCACGGUGUGGCAGCUGCAGCUCAGUGCUCUUGAGCAGAACAAGCUGCUGUGCACGCAGACCUGCGAGAUGAGCGAGCCCUUCCCUCUGCUCUCCCAAGGCUGUGUCUGGCAUCCUAAGCUGGACAUUCUGGCGGUGCUGACUAAGAGGGACACUUCUGUGCUGUUUUCCGUCAGGGUGGACAACAGGCGGAUCAAGGCGGACAUCAAAGGUGGGGGACUCAUUCAUUGUGCUUGUUGGACUAAAGAUGGCACGCGCCUGGUGGUGGCCAUAAGCAGCGCUCUGCAUUCUUUUAUCUGGAACGACAUCCAGAAGAGCCUGGUGGCGUGCUCCUUCUGCCCCAUCUUCGACGUGGGGGGCUACAUCUGUGCCAUCGAGGCCACGGGGGAGGCUCAGGUCGCCGUGGCGACGGAGCUGCCGCUCGACAGGCUUUGCGGGUUGAACGCUGGCAUGGCUUUUGACGUGCACUCGGAAUCGGAGCCCCUGCCGGGCCACAGCUCCCACGUGGCCAUGUCGGAGGACGACAGCGUUCUAGAAUCGAGGAGGAGAUCGUUCGAGUCGGAGAGGUCUUACAUCCCCAGCUCCGGCCCUCUGGACCUCACCCACCUCCUGGCCAAACACCGGCGCUCGGACCCCAGCCCCCUGAUCCACCUGCGCCGCCGGGACACCGUGACGGGCUCCGGCCAGGACUGCUCACACCUGGUCCUGGUAACCUAUGAGCGAAAGGUCACCACCACGCGCAAAGUCAGCAUCCCGGGGAUUUUGGUCCCCGACGUUGUGGCUUUCGACCCACGUGCCUCCACGGUUGCGGUGGCCUCCAACACCUGCAACAUGGUUCUUGUGUACUGUAUCACGGCCUCUGCGAUGCCCAACAUCCAGCAGAUCUCUCUGCAGCAGAACGACAGGCCCAAAGGGCUCUGCUUUCUCAGUGACAAGGUGCUGCUGCUGAUGGUGGGCCGGCAGAAGACCAGCGACCCCGCCUUCCUCCCAUCCUCCAACACGGACAAAUAUAUCCUGCGACUCAUGGCCAAAGAGCUGAUAUACGACACAGGCACACCCACCUCACCAUCCCCCUCUGCUCACAGCCACGAGUCUUCUGUUAAUUUCUCCGCGAGGAUUAGGAGGCACUCAGAGCACCUGUCAAAGGAUGACGGGGAGCGCCAAGGGAUAAAAGACUUGGUGUUGCCUGGAAGAGGAGUUGUUUGUUCGCCCGGGAACAGACGCAGGCUGGUGGAAGAGGUGAGGAGCAGCGACCCCAGCCCCGUCAACAGCUCGGCGGACUUCUCCGACCGACCAGACAGACCCCUGUCCAGCACCUCCUCCAUCACGGUGGAGAACUUUGACAUGGACCCCGUCAGCCGAAUGGCCAGCCUGGCGGUGAGCAGCCAGGUCAGCAGGGAGUCCAGCAGGGCCAGCUCUCCUCGCUUCGAGCCGUCCGAGAAGGUCCACGCGGACCCCGCACUGCCUGCGUCCAGUAAGACGUCCAGCCAGGCCAAGGAGCAGGCCCUGGAGCAGCUGGUCCACAACAUGGAGAGGCUUUUUACCCGCUUUGCAGAUGUGCAGCAGUGCAUGACGGAAAUCAGAGAUUUUACACAGAACGGAAAGAAGCCAUCAAGUGUCUACCCCAAUGCCAGCGAGCCUCCAUACGUCAACGUCACAUGCCAGAAACAGUUAUCAGAAAACGUCUUCAUUGAUGAGAGGAGGCCGGUGCUGCUGUGUGAGGGAAAGCUGUGUCUGCGUGCCCUGCAAGACCUCUUCAACCUCAGCAUUGUGGAGAUGAUGUACGGACCUUUGUGGAUUGUACUUGUGGCGGACGCGGACGGCUUUUUGCCUCUGACAUUUAAGCCCAAGGAGGAGCUGACGGUGCGGAAUGGAAAGAGGAAAUCCACCCUGCGGACCCCCGGAAGUCCGGAGAACUCGUGCCCGUCCAGUCCAGCCCCCAGCCAAAGUCCCAUUGCAACCGCAGAGUCAGCCACUUAGUAAGGCCCUCAGUCACUCCUCCAAAGAUGGACUCCUAGAGAUGUCUUCCUCUUGUAUUUGCCUGGAUUCAGGCCUUCAGCCCAAACAGAGCAGAACUGGCGAGCUGCAGCGAUGCCGCAGAGCCAGACGGCAGCUUUUUAAAUGAAAACAUUCAAAUUAGAAAAAAAAUGGCCGCCCAUUCCGCCAGGUUUACUACGAAGCUGUGUUAAGCCCUCCAUCACAAAGGUGGCUUUUCCCUUUACCCGGACAGGUCACCGCGGUGUCCAAGACCCAGUUUCUAACCUGCUAUCAAGAAUCUCCGGAUCUGACGCUUUCCAAGAAAGAGAAGUCAGACUUAGGCAACAUUUAAAGCGCCCCAGCCCAGAGUUAAUCUCAGAUUUUGGCAGAAAAUUUAACCCACUUAACCCAAGCUAAAUAAAACUUUGUCAAAUAACAGGUAGAAAAUCAUAGAUAUGACCACUUUGUUAAGUCAGUGCAGCACAUACAGCUGUUGGUGUUAGGAUUACAGUUUACAGAAAUACUUUGACUUAAUCAACCUUUGAUCUAUUAGGAAUUUGAUCCUUUAUGAUUCAUGUAAUUCCCACAUUAUAAAGCAACUAAAACUAUUGCCAAACAGUAGGAGCUGUGUUUUUUGCCUAAGUAUUGCUCUUUUUCUCAGAAAUAUCUCUUUGUGUGCCCACAGAGAGGAGACACUGGGCUAACUCGCUUCGUAGUAACAUCCCUCAGGUGCAACGUGUUGCUGCUUCGAAACUGAAUCGAAAUAAACGAAGAAACGAGCCGUGUAUUUUUCUUCUUUGUCCGUUCUCUUCUCAAUAGAGAAUUCAUUCUCUGUCAAUUGAAGGCAGAGAAGGCAGGACACCUUCUGUCCGGAAAGGGUGCUGAAUUUGUCUUUAAGGAUGUUUUAUGACAUGUUUUUUGCCUGUUUUGAUGUCAAACAUUUUGUUUAUUUAUUAGAAUUCAUCACUUGAGUGCAGAAGAAUUGUGUAGAAAUUGUAUGAUGUCAAGCCAACCGAUAUACCCAUAAAACACCUUGUUUCUUUUAUGCUUUUAUCCUUAAGCUGAAGUACUUACUUGGUGCGGCUUGUUGGGGGGAAAAAAGGUAUUUGUAACAUGUUCAAGAGAGGAAAACCAAAGCCUUUCUCCCCCUCCUGUUUUGUAUCGUCCCACCACAAGAGGGAGCACCAGCCUACAGAAUCUCCCACGUCUCCUGCUCAUGUACUCAUUGGAAGUUUCACUUCUGAUUAGCAAAAAUAAAAUUAAAAAAGAGUAAGGUACUGCAGAACUUUGACGUUGCAUCU